GAUCAAAAUUCAUCUAGUGGAAUUUUGUAAAUUUUUCUUUGCAUGUUUCUGAAUUUUGUUGUGAUUCUGGGUUUUCGAAAAAAGGUGGUGUUUGAUGGUUGCGGGGGCGUGGCUUUUGUUUUUGCUUGAUCACUAGUCAAUUUUUUUGUUGAAUUCAGAGGGGUGUCAAUGAAAUUGAUAGUAUUUUCCAUUGGUUGUGUUGUGUUUCUUUAUCUUUUUAAGGAUAUUUUGUUCUACUUAGUAGAGAUUGUUGGGUUAUGGGGUUUGCUUUCCAUGUAUUAAGUUUUCUGAUAUGACGAUUAUGAUCUGUUUCAACCUAUAGCAAAUAAGGUUACAUAAUAUAACCGAUGGAGUGAAUUUGGGGGGAAGUUUUCCUGUGAUUUCACUUUUUUUCUUAGGGUUGACCAAUAUGGCAUUAAAAUUGAAGUUUCAAUGAAUAACUUGGUUACAAAGAAAAUUGCUUCUAUGUGGCUCAAAUUUCAGUACCCUUCACGAUUGGUUGCUUUGAGCUUUCUUUUAUUCUUGAUUGGGAUUCCAAUCCAUCCUUUGUUGUUUCCUUGCCCAAUUUUGUUAUAUUGUUAAAACUCAAAUAUAUUGUAUUGCUUGCCACAAGAUCAGUGCACAUUGUUGAUCUAUUGAAGAAUAUUUUAUAAUAUAGGCAUCCUUUAUGGACUAUAAUGGCAUAUGACUUAGGGAUUUGCAGCUUCAUGUUUGAAAACUUACCUUGUUGUAGAGAAACUCUUUGAACUGUCUAAAUUUGAGACAUCGGAAGAAAUUUUUUGUCAGGAAUAGGAUUCAUUUCCCCCUUUCAUGAGUAGGGGAAAUUCCUUUUGCAAAUAGUAUGAUUUAUCAGUAUCAUCCUUCCUGUAACGUAUAAUGGUUGAAAAUUUUCAUUUAUGCCUGAAAAGUUGGUUAUUUUGGCUUAGUUUUAUCAAAGGGAUGCUUUUUAAAGUUAUACACUAAAUGAAGGAGGAAUCAAAAUGUGCAAUUUCCUUUCAUUUUAACUGUUAGGUUUGUAUUUGCUAAUAGCUCCCAUCAAAGGCCCAAAAAUGGGUACCAUCGUUGAAGCAGAUAACACAUAUACCAAGAUCCUAGGAAGAUGGCCAGUCUUUUAUUAUGGCAUGGGACACAUGCUCAAUGACAUAACUGCUGCUUGUUGGUUCACAUAUUUAUUAUUGUUCUUGACAGAUAUUGGACUUUCACCAAGGAAUGCAGCUGUUGUGAUGCUUUCUGGUCAAGUGGCUGAUGGAUUUGUCACCAUAUUUGUUGGUGAACUGAUAGACAGGUUUGGACACUUCAAGAUAUGGCAUGGUGCUGGAUCUUUAUUGGUGGCAAUUUCAUUUUCUUCUGUUUUUGGUGGUUGUUUACCAUGCAAACUGUUUAGUUCCAAUUCAGGUACUUUUGAAACUUUGAGUUACAGCAUGUAUGCAGCAAUCUUCAAUGUGGGCUGGGCCGCUACUCAGGUUUCACACAUGUCCAUGGUGAGUUGCAUCACGCUGAACUCUACAAGCAGAGUGGCACUGGCUAGCUGUCGCAAUGCUUUUACCAUGGUUGCCAACCUGAGCCUGUAUGCAGUUGCAUUGAUAGUAUUCAGUGUCAUCAAUGGAAAAACACAUGAUGAUGUUGAAAAUCAGUACCGCUGGAUUGCAUAUCUGUCAAUUUUUAUUGGAUGUUGCUUUGUGGGCGUAUUUCAUCUUGCAACCAAAGAGCCCAGAUUGAAGGUGGGUGUACAUGGAAUGGUUCAUGCAAGGAUUUCAUGGGAUUACUGGUUCAAGAGAAUUCUAUAUUAUCAGGUUGCUCUUGUUUAUGUUCUUACAAGAUUGGUUCUCAACGUUUCACAGGCAUACCUUGCUUUCUUUGUCAUCAAUGACCUACAAAUGGCCCAAUCAGCCAAAGCUUUGGUUCCUGCUCUCAUAUACAUCUGCAGCUUUGUUGUGUCUAUAGCAUUACAGGAGAUUGCAUGGACUGGCCGAAUGCUUAAGGCCUACUACUCUGCUGGAUGCAUUCUUUGGAUUUUUUGUGGUGCAGUGAUCCUUCUUUUAACCACAAAUAUGAGUUAUGUCAUGUACAUAGUAUCGGUAUUCAUUGGCAUAGCAAAUGCUCUCAUGAUGGUAACUGGAGUAAGCAUGCAGAAUUUUCUCAUUGGAGAGAACCUUAAUGGUUGUGCAUUUGUUGUUGGAUCAUUGAGUUUUUUGGACAAAAUUUCAUGUGGGCUUGCUUUAUAUGUUCUUCAGUCAAACCAAAAUCUCUCUCCGCAGCUCCAGGCAACAACCCAAUUCCCCUUUUCUGUUACAAGGAUUGGUUUGGGUCUUGUUCCUGCAUUUUGUGCACUAGUUGGGGUGGUAGUGACUUGCACCAUGGAUUUCCACAAUCCUUCAAAGUCUUUGACGGCACCACUAUUAGCCUAGCUGUGUCAUUGAUCAUAAUUAUUCUCCUUUCUCUAACAUACAAAGGUAAAUGGUUAUAUCAUACUUGGAGAAAUUUCAGCUGCUCGGACCCAUUGGAAAAUUCAAGCAGCAAGUAGUACUGAGAAUAUUCACUUUAUAGUUUAUAUAUAUGUAUAAUCUUGUAUAUUUAUUGAAUUAUUAAUUGUUACAAAUAUUAUAUGUCAAAUGUAUAUAACGUGUCCACAUUUUAUUAAAAUGUAACAUUCACAGUUUCGUGAACUUCUCGUUGACGAUCUGAGAAAUGGAAAAUAGUUACUAUGAA
Molecule: messenger RNA, 2709 nt
Organism: Glycine soja
Lineage: Eukaryota; Viridiplantae; Streptophyta; Magnoliopsida; Fabales; Fabaceae
Product: major facilitator superfamily domain-containing protein 12-like
Exons: 13
Coding region: 1050-2408 (452 amino acids)
Biological process (GO): carbohydrate transport
Cellular component (GO): membrane
Molecular function (GO): symporter activity
Source: RefSeq, a predicted model, not a curated record